Punctularia strigosozonata HHB-11173 SS5 is the source of this 408-nucleotide messenger RNA. RefSeq lists its product as uncharacterized. The record is from RefSeq and is a predicted model, not a curated record. The transcript is spliced from 2 exons. Bases 1 to 408 code for a protein of 135 amino acids. NCBI's taxonomy places the organism in Eukaryota, Fungi, Basidiomycota, Agaricomycetes, Corticiales, Punctulariaceae.
AUGACGAACUACGUCGAAGCGUUUUAUAAGCUUUCGCAGGAGCAGAACUGGGGCAAGGAUCGUUUCAAGGCUGAAAGAUGGAAGUUCCAGGGGGCCUACCGUCAAGAUUUCGGUAAGUUAUUCGGCACAGACCCCAACUGUCUGGAAUCGUGGCAGGAGCUCUGUCGCGCCAUCGGUAUCGACGAACAAGAAAUACCGGACGAUCUAUUAUCUUGCCAAGAACUCAUUCACAGUACGCACGUUAACAUCCAGGACCUCGUCGAUUACAAGCUAGUGGGGACGCCGGUCCAGCAAUUUCCCACUGUCAGCGAUCUUUCCAAGUAUUGCUACCGCCAUCAUAGGUUCUUUCCUUUGGACGUCGCAUUGAGGGACACUUUAUUGCAGCAUCUCCUCCGCAAGGUGAGGUAG